Saprolegnia diclina VS20 is the source of this 836-nucleotide messenger RNA. RefSeq names its product 60S ribosomal protein L8. NCBI's taxonomy places the organism in Eukaryota, Oomycota, Saprolegniomycetes, Saprolegniales, Saprolegniaceae. Gene Ontology annotation, cellular component: ribosome; cytosolic large ribosomal subunit. The coding region runs from base 34 to 804 and encodes 256 amino acids. Gene Ontology annotation, biological process: cytoplasmic translation. Gene Ontology annotation, molecular function: RNA binding; structural constituent of ribosome. The transcript has 2 exons. The record is from RefSeq and is a predicted model, not a curated record.
UGGGGAAUUGAGUUUGGCAUUUGACAUUUUACCAUGGGUCGUGUUAUUCGUGGCCAACGUAAGGGUGCCGGCUCGAUCUUCCGGUCGCACACCAAGACGCGCAAGGGCGCCGCCGCUUUCCGCGUGAACGACUACGUCGAGCGUGAGGGCUACAUCAAGGGCGUGAUCAAGGAGAUCAUCCACGACCCGGGUCGUGGUGCCCCGCUCGCCCGCGUCUCGUUCCGUGACCCGUACCGCUACCGCAUCCAGCACGAGCUCAUGAUCGCGGCCGAGGGCAUGUACACGGGCAUGUUCAUCUACGCCGGCAAGAAGGCCAACAUGGCCGUCGGCAACAUCCUCCCGCUCUCGCAGCUCCCGGAAGGUACCAUUGUGUGCAACGUCGAGUGCCGCAUCGGCGACAAGGGCAAGUACGCUCGCUGCUCGGGCGACUACGCCGUCAUUGUCUCGCACGACGAGGACAAGGGCAAGACCAAGAUCCGUCUUCCGUCGGGCUCCAAGAAGACCAUCCCCUCGGCCUGCCGUGCUAUGGUCGGUGUCGUCGCCGGCGGUGGCCGCACGGACAAGCCCCUCCUCAAGGCUGGCCGCGCGUACCACAAGUACAAGGUCAAGCGUAACGAGUGGCCCAAGGUGCGUGGUGUUGCCAUGAACCCCGUGGAGCACCCCCACGGUGGUGGUAACCACCAGCACAUUGGUCACCCGUCGACGGUCCGCCGUGACGCGCCCGCCGGUAAGAAGGUCGGUCUCAUCGCCGCCCGCCGCACGGGUCGCCUUCGUGGCAUCAAGAAGCUCGAGAAGGACAACUAAAUGGUUGGCCUACCUCGCUAGUCUUCAAGUCU